GGGGGGGUGACUUGACUACCCUUGACGCUUUGAGGAUUUGCCGGAUGGCCAACCAUCCGAAGGGGCAAGAAGGGGAUCAUGAGAAUCAUGAGAAUCAUGGCAAUCAUGGCAAUCAUCAUCGACAGAUACCAUGGCUUGUUGUUGGAUCGCCGUCUGGGAAGAACGGGUGUAGAGUAUAUAUACCUAGGCAGAGAAUGAUCUUCGUGCAGGUAGUGAUCACCUUAUGAUUAGUUGUAUGAUCGUAUUUCUGGUAGAUCAUCCAUAUUUCCCUCCUUUUUUUCUCUUCUCUUCUCUUCGCUGUGCGAUGCCCUAGUGGCAGUCUUAUUUGUUCCAUUCUUUAAUUAACUAUCAGUUUAUUACAGUCCUUUGAUAGGCUUUCUUAUCCGUUCAUUCUUGCUUCUGGAAAGCCAACCCGUUCAAUCAUGUAUUUCACGUAUGCUUGUACCGCCCUUCUGGGUCUAUCAUCACUCGUUGCCUCAGUUCCCACAGACAGGUCUCUCACACCGGCAUCGAGACGGGGGUUGAAGUGGAAGCCUAAGCGGGCUCCACUUACUAUCCAGCAGAUCGUGCAAGAGACCAACAUCAUCAUCGUCCAAGACAACCAAGCAGAGCUAGAUGCACUGCAGAGACUGGCCGAGCAACAGUUUGCUCAGCUCGUGCAGGCAGAGGUCGCUCUCAUCACCCAGCUGGAAGCGGUUAAGAAUAACAUCCGAGUCAACCAUUUCAAGGCCCGUUUCUCACAAGUGAACGUCGUGAUCGUCACAGUCUCGACUCUAGUCGACAGCCGCGCGGGGCAGGACAAGGGGAACAGAUACAUGGUGAACCAGCUCCUCGUCGACAACGGCAAGCCCGACAACCAAGUCAUGGUCAUGGUCUCCGACGCGCAAACAAUGACGAUCGGGGCCUCGCAAACCGUAGACCUCGCCGGCGUCGCCGGCGCAACCGCCGUCGUGUCCCAGGCCACCGGAGCCCCCGCCGCCAUCGUCGACGCGGACCCGGCCGCGCCCUACGGCAAAGCCAACAGCAACGAGAGCCUGAUCCUGCCGAUCGGCGCCCAGGCGCCGGCCAUCGACCUCGUGUUCGCGGACCCGGCGGCCAUCAUCCUGCCGAACCAGGACAAUCUGUUUGUCGAGAGCACGGGAUCGUUCCUCCAGGACUGCGGGUUUUACCAGUCUAAUAACAAUGCGUUUUUGAACAUCCAGCUGGGGUCUUUUGCUUCGUUCCAGGAGGUGGUGGCGCCGGAGGUGUCGAUUGUGAAGCAGAAGCAGAAGCAGGAUCAGGAGGAGGUUAAUGUGGCUGUGUAG
Hypoxylon fragiforme is the source of this 1304-nucleotide messenger RNA. RefSeq lists its product as uncharacterized. The transcript has 3 exons. Bases 423 to 1304 code for a protein of 293 amino acids. Lineage: Eukaryota; Fungi; Ascomycota; Sordariomycetes; Xylariales; Hypoxylaceae. The record is from RefSeq and is a predicted model, not a curated record.